Plasmodium gaboni is the source of this 924-nucleotide messenger RNA. RefSeq names its product putative asparagine-rich antigen. Lineage: Eukaryota; Apicomplexa; Aconoidasida; Haemosporida; Plasmodiidae. The record is from RefSeq and is a predicted model, not a curated record. The transcript has a single exon. The coding region runs from base 1 to 924 and encodes 307 amino acids.
AUGCUUGCUAUGGCAAGUACCUUCGGAUCUCAUUUUUUCAGUUUUUGUUCAGUAGACUAUUUGAAUAAUGCAAGUGCAAAUAAAUUUUCUUCAUAUGAUGAAAAGAUAAAUUUUAGAAGAAAAAGGAAUGUAUCAUCUUCAUCAAAUGAUGAUAAAAUCAAUAUGAAUAAUGACGAUGAUAAAAUUUUAAAUGAAAGUGAUGAUUCACAUGAUAUUAACAAAAAUUUAAAUCAUUUAGAAUAUGAAAAACAAAAUAGUAAUACAGAAAAUAAUUAUGAAGAAGAAAAAGAGAAAAAUGAAGAACAUAUAAGGACCCAUAAUGAAAAAGAAAAAAAUGUUGACCAUCAUCAAGAAUUUCAAAGUAAAAAUUCAAAUGAAAAUGUACAAAAUUCUAUGAAAUUUAAUGAAGAUAUAAUUUCAAAUAAUCAUGAGAAGUCUAAUGAAGAUUCAAUUUCAUAUGAUCAUGAGAAAUCUGAUGCAAAUACAAUUCCAUAUGAUCAUGAGAAAUCUGAUGCAAAUACAAUUCCAUAUAAUCAUAUGAGAUUAGAUGAAAAUGAACUUCCUAAUACACCUACAAAAUCUCAUGAACGUGAUUGUUGUUCUGAUGAAAGUUUUGAUGAAUGUGCAAGAAAAAAAGAAUUGGAAUUUAAUAAUAAUAAAAAAAAUUAUGAAAUAGAUAAUGAAAAUGCAAAUGUAUCCAAUAAUUAUAGCAGUCCAUAUAGUGAAAAAAAAUUUAGAUUAGUCGGAGACUUUUCAAGAUAUAUGUCUGUUACAAUAGAUGAAAAAAAAGAUGGUUUUAAUAAUAACUGUACAACAUUAUUUGUGGGUGUUGAUUUAUUUCCUAAUGUUUCAGAAAAUUAUUUGUCAAAAAUGUUUGAUUAUUUAACAAAUUUUAAAGAUGAAGAAAUAAACAAAAAUGAAUAA